AUGCGAUUCACCGCUAUUCUUUUAUUUUUUAUUCUAUUGCGCCAUUAUAAUAUCACUGAGGCACUGAAUUGCUCAAGAUCCUCGAUGUGUAUUAAAGAGCUCGAAAUGCUGAGAAUCGAAGAAAUCAAGAGGAACAUUCUAGCCGAACUCGGAAUGACGCAUCCGCCGACAAUUGAGAAGUCGAAAAUGCCGUCGCCGAAAUUGCGAGAACAGUUCCGAAAACUAACCGAGACCGAGUCGAAAGAUGAUGAGAGCGACAAAGAGACAUUGCUGAUUCCGUCGAGUGAUCCAUCCGGUGGAGAGGAUCGAUCGUCGCUCGUCGCCGAAUUCGACGUCAAAGAGAAACUGUACAAGCAAAGUAUUCUGGAGGCGAAACUGUCGUUCUAUUUGCGAUUCCACCGAAAUCUCUCAAGAACUGAACACGUGCAGGUGCAAAUCUAUGAGAAGGACACCGACGGUCAACUGGCCGGUUCCGUCAUCACGGCGGAGGUGGCUGUUCGAGGAUCGCAGAGGGUCACCCUCAAUCUUCCCAUCGAUUAUGUUGAAAGAUGGUACACUUCUGAUCCGAUCCAAGGACUUUUUGUGGCGGCCGUGUUUCGCGGCCGAAAUAUCGCUGUGCAUCCACAGCAAACUCAAGAAGAAGACGAGAGUAUGAUUCUUCAAUUGACCGUUUCACGAAAAAGUCGAAAACGACGAACGACGACGCCUGUGUGCACACUGGAUUCGCCGAUUUCGGGAUGUUGCCUCUAUAAUCUCAUGAUCGAUUUUGAGAAGAUCGGAUGGGAUUGGAUUAUUGCGCCGACGAAAUACAACGCGUACAUGUGUCGAGGCGAUUGCAAAUACAAUGCGCAUCAUUUUUCGAUAUCCGACACCGGACACAGCAAGAUAAUGAAGGCGGCGAUGCGAAUGAGCGACAACACGCGCAGGAUGCUCGACACUGUCGGAGUGUGCUGUCAUCCAACCGACUAUCGAUACGAGUAUAUUCGAUUGAUAUACGUGAACAGGGACGGUCGUGUUUCAGUGGCCAAUGUGAACGGGAUGAUCGCGAAACGAUGCGCGUGCAGCUAA
Messenger RNA from Caenorhabditis bovis, 1068 nucleotides. Lineage: Eukaryota; Metazoa; Nematoda; Chromadorea; Rhabditida; Rhabditidae. The record is from the annotation of a GenBank genome assembly.